AUGCUAUUAGAUGCAUACCUCAUAACCUUCGAGUCGGUGUUGCGUAUUCUGCAUGUACCAACCUUUCUGCAUAAUUACAGACGCUUCUGGGCGAACUCUCCGUCAACUCGCCUACCGGAUCAAGAAGAGUUAUUCCUUUGCAAGCUGCUGAUAUGCAUUGCUCUAGGAACUUUCGUGUGCCCUGGGCUCGAUGCCGCUGGCGAAACAGGCUCUGAACAACGACAGGACGGUAAUUCUUUGCGCGAGCAAGCGAAAACAUGGAUCGCGUUCGGGAAACAAUGGCUAGCUCGGAAAAUAAUGGCUGGCUGUAGAGCAGACCUCAAUACCGCACAAAUAGUGUGUCUACUCGCGCUAUCGCGGUACACAGGUCCAGUCAGUACGGCAUCGACCGGAUCACUAUGGUCCCCUGGAGAUCAUGACCUGACGCGGGUAGCGAUUCAGAUGGGCUUGCAUCGUGACCCUACCACUGCUGACCCUGACAUGCCAGCUCCAGAGGUUGAAAUUCGUCGGCGGCUGUGGGCUACAAUGCUCGAGUUGUCCUUACAGCUAUGCCUUGAUCACGGGCUUCCAGCUCCAAUCUCACCGGAAAGCUACGACUGCGCAUCGCCCUCCGAUUUCGUAGAAGAGGAUGCGACGACUGCUGAUGCUGAUUCCGCGUCAUCCUCUUCUUUCACGAGCUAUUUUAUUGAUUACAAUCUACCAAGGACAAACCCGUUGGUGAUCUUGGCGCGGACGCAGCGCCUGCGGUUGCAAAUCUUACACGUGGUACAUUCACCUGGUGCUGCCAAGGCGUUUGAAGAAACACACAGACUCUCAGCUGAGCUAAAAGCCUUGUAUUCCACAGAGCUCCAGAGGCUGUUGUCUCUACAGAAGAAGCCAACUGAGUUUCAGAUCAAGCUUUUGGAUGCCUUCACAUUGCCAUUUGUGCUAGCACCACACGCCAAGUUUGCCGCCUACUCCACGACUAAUCCAGCGUAUUAUUUUUCGCGGAAAGUCCGCAUGGAAGUUUCGGCACUGCUUUUGGCCAACCACUCGCUAGGCCCGACAAUAACGGUGGUACCCGCGGCCAGCGGACUCGAGGAAGUCAUCGCUGGUGCUGACGGCAUACAAAUCUUAGCCUCCAAUUCGGCCGCUUCUGCUAGUCCUGCCAUCUCUCCAGCUUCAAACGCACUGGGGAUUCUCCGUAUCCAUAGCCAAGGCCAUUUUGCCACCUUGCAAUGGCAUGCUAUUCUGGCGCUCUGUCUCGACAUGAUUAGUGAGCUCGAGGAGAGCUUUUUUUCAGCAGUAAAUGGCGCAAGCUGGCGGCAACUCCAAGAAACCAUACAAGCCUAUGCCGCCGUACUUGAGCGGCGCGUCCGAACUACGGGCGGGGCCACAUCUGCGCGCGAGUUCCUCUUCUGUUCUUGUGCGGAGGCAUACAUUGGGGCAAUGCUGAGGGGAGACAGGGAAGUUGACCAGGCCAUUGGAUCAGCUGGCUACACAGCGCUGACGCUGUGUUGUGAAGUAUUGGAACAGGGGCUCAAUAAGCGGCGCGGAGUUCCUUAA
Messenger RNA from Trichoderma virens Gv29-8, 1545 nucleotides. RefSeq lists its product as uncharacterized. Gene Ontology annotation, biological process: regulation of transcription by RNA polymerase II; DNA-templated transcription. Gene Ontology annotation, cellular component: nucleus. NCBI's taxonomy places the organism in Eukaryota, Fungi, Ascomycota, Sordariomycetes, Hypocreales, Hypocreaceae. The transcript has a single exon. The coding region runs from base 1 to 1545 and encodes 514 amino acids. Gene Ontology annotation, molecular function: RNA polymerase II cis-regulatory region sequence-specific DNA binding; DNA-binding transcription activator activity, RNA polymerase II-specific; zinc ion binding. The record is from RefSeq and is a predicted model, not a curated record.